GACUAUGAUAAUAGUUCUAGCACUCCAAACUCUACGAAAAAUCACAUAUAUUCUAUUGCAAGUAAUUGCAGAUCAUCAAAUAUCCAAGAGUCAUGUUGAAAUCCAAAGUUGUUUUGGUUGGAAGAGUAUCCAAUAGCGUUACAGAGCGAAAAGAAGAGAGUGAUCGAAGGUUUGGCCCAUUGUAUUCGUAACCCCAAGAGUUCUUUUUGAGGUUCAAGUAUGCAGAUUUCCUCUUCCUUUCUUUAGGGUUCCUCUCUUUCUCUCUGAAUUUUGAUGUUUAGCAAUGGCGAAGAAGAAGAAAAGGAAUGCAGAGAAAGCAGAGCACAUAAUUGAUAAUAUACCCAACAAAUAUUCUCAACAGCCCAGAAGCUCGAAACCCAAACGCCGCUCUGACUUCUCCUUCUUCUGUUCCUUUCCUCUCUCCAAUUCAGGUUCCUUACAGGGGUCAUCCUUUGGCGAAGGUGGAUCAUCCAAUGUCACCUUAAAUAGUUUGCAUGGCAGACAUGCUGAAGGAAAAAAAAUGCCUGAGCAUUCUCUUAUUCGGUGCAGCAAGUCACAGAAUAGAGGAUUGCGAUUCUCAUCCAAUUUCUAUAAUACUCCACUCAUAGAAGUGGAAACAGUAGCCCAAAAUGAACUUUUUGACUGCUGCAGUGAAAGAAAUGUCAGUGAACAAACAAGUGAUAGUGCAAGGUCAUUGGAAUGUACCCCAAAAAAAUCACAGGUUACAGAAGGCAUUGGCUUUCGCAUAACACCAGGAAGUAUUGUAUGGGCUAAAACAGCUUGCCAAAUGUGGUGGCCUGCUGAGGCCGAAAGGAAACAUGUUAUACAGUUGGGUCGUGCUGGAUCUAAGCAGAUGAUUGUUUUUGGAACUACAAAAAUGAUCAUGGAUGAAAGAUCCAAUCUAGCUGACUCAAGGAACCAGGAUACUGAUGGACAUGUCUUAGUAGAGUUUUAUGGAAGCCAUGACAUUGCUUGGCUUGAUCCUGCCAGAGAUCUUUCUGAGCUUGAGGAUUGCUUCCAAGAAAAGAGCUGUAACCCUAUGGAAGAUUUUCAAGAUGCUUUAAAACAAGCCCUACAAAGGAAAGAAUAUCUGAGUUCAUGCAGAGAGUUGUGUAAAAGCCCCAACGGACCCAAUCACUCAGAUCAACAAGAUGAGUUCUCUGAUAAAUGGACUUCAUCAAUCUCAAGCAGAGCAGAUGAUGAUUUCCUUGAAAGAGGGAGGGGGAAGAGGGAGCGAAAGCCUAAACUUCACUUUGAUGAGGUGACAUUUCCAAUGACAUCGGAUAAGAAGGUCCGGCGACUUAGGAUAAUGCGGUACCUUGGCCUUAGCGCUCCAAUUGGUUCUCCUUUUUGAUCCACUCACCCAGUAAUGUAGAAUUCAUGUUGCUUGAUUUCCCAGCUGUAAUGAAGAUAUCAUCAUUUGAAUAUAAUGGUAGAUACCUCUAAUCUUCUUUAUAAUGUAUAGAAGAGUUUUGUAUAGUUGUAACUUUUUUUAUUGUAAAUUAUUAGUUACCUCAUAAUUAGGGGUAAUUAACUAAUUAUACGUCACUGUCUUUUGGAAACUGCCACUAAACAUCCUUGUGAUUGGAGCUAGAAGAAAUCUUCAUAUUUUCUGUUCUUCUAAUUGAUGGAUUUCCUCAUGUGAAGCGCAUUUAUAGCCUGAAAUACAAAAUUUAGCCCCUAAUUGGUAUUCAA
Corylus avellana is the source of this 1695-nucleotide messenger RNA. RefSeq lists its product as uncharacterized. NCBI's taxonomy places the organism in Eukaryota, Viridiplantae, Streptophyta, Magnoliopsida, Fagales, Betulaceae. The record is from RefSeq and is a predicted model, not a curated record.